CUUGGGUUUGCCAUGUCAGCGCGCGCGUCACAGGCAGGCGACACCAGUGUGAAGAGAAAAGCGCGAUUGUUUCAAGUUUUUGCACGAGAUGUCUGACGUGAACGCCAACAGGAGGGACUUCGUCGAGGACGAGCAGUCGGACUGUCCUUCGGCUAAGUUGGACCUGAAGAAGCUGGAGGCACUGAAGAGGGUGCAGAAGUCGUUGUUCCAGAAGCAGCAGGAAGAGGCGGCGAGGAAGAAGAGGGAGGAAGAGGAGCAGAAUCGGAGGGCGCUGGAGGACGCGAUUCAGUCGUUCGACGUGAAGAAGAGUCGCGUGUCGCAUGCGACGAUGAUGUUCGUGUCUGGAGGCGUGUACGAUCCCGGAAACGAGGCGGCGGAGGGAGAGGGCGGCGGGGCGGGGCAGGUGGUGGAGUACAGGCUGCCCGAAAUGGAGGGGAGGGGAGAGAAGAAGAGGGAGAGGUGGGAACUGAGGGAGGAGGUGGACUACACGAGGCCCAAGGAGAUCGACUCGUUGUUGGAGGAGCUAAAGCGCGAGCACCAGGUAGGGGGAAAGAGGCAAGCGAGCGGCGAGGCGGCGAGGGCGGAGGCGAGGGCGGAGCACAGCAGGGUGGAGGGAGGUAAUGUAGACGUACACACAACGAAUUUAUGGGUGGGAAACAUAUCUAGUGUUGUAACGCCUGAAAUUUUGUCGGCCGAGUUUUCUCAAUACGGACAGGUACUGAGCUCUAAGGUGAUGGUGCCCUUGAGCGGAGAGGCGGAGGAGUCGGGCUGGAGGAAGAACACGUCGGGGUUUGUGUUGUUCGCUCGGCGAGAGGACGCCGAGCUGGCAAAAAAAGAGAAAGAAGGGACCGUGUUUUAUGGGACGACUAUCACGAUUUCCUGGGCAAAGGCGCCGGAACCUGCGAAGAUUGCGCGCCUGAUGAAACAGCUAGGUCACUCUAUGCACCAACCUGCGCUCUGCAAAUCGCCCGGUACAAAAAUUCAACAACCUGUCACGUCAACAACUUCUUCUCACAGUCCGGAACAACUGGCUCAAAUCCCGGCCGGUAUGCCGACCAUACUGGUGGAAUGGCCGCAACCCGAGCAACAAAUGCACAUCGACUCCUUGGCUGAGCAGGUCGCCCGUCACGGAGACCACGUCGAAAAAAACCUCGUCAUAACCGCUCGACAAAGCUAUCCUUCCCCUUACUCUUUCCUGCUCUAUCCGGGCUCCCUGGAACACAUCUACUACUCCUGGCGGCUGUACACCCUAAGACACGGAGAAACCCUAGCCGAAUGGAACGAGACCCCAUUCCAAAUGUUCGUCUGCGGCCCUUUCUGGGUUCCUCCCCUUCGUCUCACUCCCCCAAAACCCCCACCACCUUCCACUGUUCUCAACCUCAUCCCACCUCAUAUAUCCAACAAGGGAGAACUCCUCCUUGAUGCCGACCGGCGCACCUUCGAAAACAUGCUCCGUCCGCUCACCCUCUCCCGCAAAGACAUCAAGCAAGCCAUGAUCUUCGCCCUCACCCACUGCACCUCCGCUCCCGACAUCGUCCAAAUCCUCACCGAAUCCCUCCUGCUCAAACACACCAGGCUCAACAGCAAAAUCGCCCGCCUCUUCCUUCUCUCCGACAUACUCUACAACGCCGUCAAGAGCACCCGCGCCCACACCUCCUCCUACCUCUACAGCAUCGCCCUCCACGCCACGCUCCCUCAAAUCUUCCACGCCUUCAGCGAAAAACUCGAGUCCAUCACCGGCCGCAUCACCCGCAAAAAAAUUAUCGACUACCUCCUCUGCGUCCUCGACAGCUGGAAGACCCACAAACUCUACCCAGAAGAAUACGUCGACUCCCUCAAACUCCAACUCUUCAAAAAAAACACCGAACCAACGGACUCCUCAACCCCCCAACCCCCGCCAUCCGAAGACGACAUCGAUGGCGUCCCCAUCUCUCCCGACGACCUCUCCUCUCCUGAACACCCCAACGACAUCGACGGCGUCCCAAUCGACGAUGCCACCCUUCGAAAGCUCCUCGACUCUAUGUAAUAAUAUAUUAUUAUAAUAAUAAAAAGCCGAAAAUUGCCAAUACAAAA
Schistocerca gregaria is the source of this 2073-nucleotide messenger RNA. RefSeq lists its product as uncharacterized. Gene Ontology annotation, cellular component: nucleus. NCBI's taxonomy places the organism in Eukaryota, Metazoa, Arthropoda, Insecta, Orthoptera, Acrididae. The record is from RefSeq and is a predicted model, not a curated record. Gene Ontology annotation, molecular function: RNA binding. The transcript has 3 exons. Gene Ontology annotation, biological process: RNA processing. Bases 89 to 2026 code for a protein of 645 amino acids.